AGGGGAGGAGGGCUGGCACCGGAGCGCCGCGGCGUCGGUGCAAUAAAAAUGCAUCGCAUGGAACUGCCGGUGGAGAAGGACGGGACGGAGCCGGGGCAGCCAGAGGAGGUGGGAAAAGCGGAGGAGGACGCCCAGGAGGAGGCGGCAGCUGCGGCGGCCGGGAAGUGAAAGGUCUCGCAAAGUUCAGCGGCGGCUGCGGGCGCCGAGCCCCGGGCUAGCGGCGGACGAGCCCGCAGGGCAGCUCCGCGGGGCAGCACGGCCAGGCCGGCUAUGGUCCCGGGGCUCCCACCGCCCCCCAGGUGCCCGGGACCCGCCACGCCGGUGCGCGAGGGUCACCCCACCUCCCCGCGCGGUCCCGGCCCCUGGCUUCCCGCUGCCGGCGCCCGCUGACCAAGCCCGGCGCCCCAGGAGGAGGAAGAAACCAGGGCCCCGGUCCUUCCCGAGGACGGCGGCGCUUCAUCCCGCAGCCCAGAGGUCUCGGCUCCCUCCCGCACCCGCCCGGCCCGGCUGCUCCCGGCUCCUCCCGGCCAUGGGGAGCUGCGCGCGGCUGCUGCUGCUCUGGGGCUGCACGGUGGUGGCCGCAGGACUGAGUGGAGUAGCUGGAGCGAGUUCCCGCUGUGAAAAAGCCUGCAACCCUCGGAUGGGAAAUUUGGCUUUGGGGCGAAAACUCUGGGCAGACACCACCUGCGGUCAGAAUGCUACCGAACUGUACUGCUUCUACAGUGAGAACACGGAUCUGACUUGUCGGCAGCCCAAAUGUGACAAGUGCAAUGCUGCCCAUCCUCACCUGGCUCACCUGCCAUCUGCCAUGGCAGACUCGUCCUUCCGGUUUCCUCGCACGUGGUGGCAGUCUGCGGAGGAUGUGCACAGAGAAAAGAUCCAGUUAGACCUGGAAGCUGAAUUCUACUUCACUCACCUAAUUAUGGUGUUCAAGUCCCCCAGGCCGGCUGCCAUGGUGCUGGACCGCUCCCAGGACUUUGGGAGAACAUGGAAGCCUUAUAAGUACUUCGCGACUAACUGCUCUGCUACAUUUGGCCUGGAAGAUGACGUUGUCAAGAAGGGAGCUAUUUGUACUUCUAAAUACUCCAGUCCUUUUCCAUGCACUGGAGGAGAGGUUAUUUUCAAAGCUUUGUCACCACCAUACGAUACAGAGAACCCUUACAGUGUCAAAGUUCAGGAGCAGCUGAAGAUCACCAACCUUCGCGUGCAGUUGCUAAAACGACAGUCUUGUCCCUGUCAGAGAAAUGACCUGAAUGAAGAGCCUCAACAUUUUACACACUAUGCAAUCUAUGAUUUCAUUGUCAAGGGCAGCUGCUUCUGCAAUGGCCACGCUGAUCAAUGCAUACCUGUUCAUGGCUUCAGACCUGUCAAGGCCCCAGGAACAUUCCACAUGGUUCAUACAUCUCCUGGGCUUUCCUCUGAACUUCUACUUCUCUGCAUCCCCCAGGAGACUGCGAACUCUCUGAGAAACUGUAUGAUCUUUGCAUCCUUGGGACCAAGUGCAUUACCUGGGCCGGAAGUCCAUGGGAAGUGUAUGUGUAAGCACAACACAGCAGGCAGCCACUGCCAGCACUGUGCUCCGUUAUACAACGACCGGCCAUGGGAGGCAGCUGAUGGCAAAACGGGGGCUCCCAAUGAGUGCAGAACCUGCAAGUGUAAUGGGCAUGCCGAUACCUGUCACUUCGACGUCAAUGUGUGGGAGGCAUCGGGGAAUCGUAGCGGUGGCGUCUGUGAUGACUGUCAGCACAACACAGAAGGACAGCAUUGCCAGAGGUGCAAGCCAGGCUUCUAUCGUGACCUGCGGAGACCCUUCUCAGCUCCAGAUGCUUGCAAACCAUGUUCCUGCCAUCCUGUAGGAUCAGCUGUCCUUCCUGCCAACUCAGUGACCUUCUGCGACCCCAGCAAUGGUGACUGCCCUUGCAAGCCUGGGGUGGCAGGGCGACAUUGUGACAGGUGCAUGGUGGGAUACUGGGGCUUCGGAGACUAUGGCUGUCGACCAUGUGACUGUGCGGGGAGCUGCGACCCUAUCACUGGAGACUGCAGCAGCAGCAACACAGACAUAGACUGGUAUCACGAAGUUCCUGACUUCCGUCCCGUGCACAAUGAGAGCGAACCAGCCUGGGAGUGGGAGGACGCACAGGGGUUCUCUGCGCUUCUACAUUCAGGUAAAUGCGAAUGUAAGGAACAGAUAUUAGGAAACGCCAAGGCAUUCUGUGGAAUGAAAUAUUCAUAUGUGCUAAAAAUAAAGAUUUUAUCAGCUCAUGAUAAAGGUACUCAUGUUGAGGUCAAUGUGAAGAUUAAAAAGGUCUUAAAAUCUACCAAACUGAAGAUUUUCCGAGGAAAGCGAACAUUAUAUCCAGAAUCAUGGACGGACAGAGGAUGCACUUGUCCAAUCCUCAAUCCUGGUUUGGAAUACCUUGUAGCAGGACAUGAGGAUGUAAGAACAGGCAAACUAAUUGUGAAUAUGAAAAGCUUUGUCCAGCACUGGAAACCUUCUCUUGGAAGAAAAGUCAUGGAUAUUUUAAAAAGAGAGUGCAAGUAGCAUUAAGAUGGAUAGCACAUGAUGGCACUUCUCUAUGUACAAAACACAAAUUUUAGAGCAAGAAGACUCAGACAGGAAACUGGAAUUUUUGAAAGUGCCAAAACAUAUAGAAAUGUUUGAAUGCAUGGGUCUCAUCUUAACUUAUCUCUUCUGGACCCAUGUUUAAAUGUAGUUUUAUUUCAUGAAGAGAAAUGAAAACCCCUAUGCUGAUAUCUGUUUUCUAUGGGACCGAUUCUGAAAUUCUUAACUAUUAAGGAUAUUUUAAUAGCAGCAUGACAUUUAGCAGUAAUCCAUUAAGGGCAGUACCUCUAACAAGGACGCCUUCCAGCUUCAGCUACAUUACUUACAUUUGAUGCUAAAGUAAUGAAUGAGGUUUUAAGGAAUUCCCAACCCUACUAUCAGAAAAGGUAUUUCUUUAAAAAGAGCCUUCUCUUGUGUGUUAUGCAUGAACUUUGGUCUGUAGGUGUUAAAUGGAGCCUCUCCACGUGUAUAUAGUAUUUCCUUGUAUAAAGCACUUUACUACGUACCACUUGUGUUGUGAAUGUUUGGAGACUGCUGUUGGAAAAAGAAAAGAGUGUGUGAGAAAGCCUACUGAAGCAAAAGCGCUGCCACUACAGGUGGACAAAAGUGACCAUAUAAAAGAAGUUGUGCCAUUUAACUCUGAAUACUUGGAGAAACUAGGUGAAGAUGCAACCAGAAAGGAGAAUAUGUAUGCAUGAAGACUCAGCUUCGACCUGGAGGCUAGAUUCCAAGAUGACAGCCAUGAUGAAACUUUUUAAAAAACUAAACCAGAAGAGACUUUACAAUAAGAGAAAGAAAUCAUAAAUGUAGACAUAUGCUUGGCUAAAGUGGAAAUGGACUUUAAAUUUUAAAAAGCUCAUUUGCAACGCACUUGUAUACACUUCAAAAAUUAUUGUAGACACAGAAUUUGUUAUAUUUUUGUGCUUAGUAUUUAAACCUGAACAUUGAAACAGUUGUCCUCCUUGUCUUUCUUAACAGUAAGUCAUUAUAUUUACCUGUUUUUUAACACAAUGUAUGUGAUAGCCAACAAAUCACAGUUUUUCAUUAUUAUUCAUCUUCUAUACCCAUGCAUAACCACUAUACAUAGUUUCUUUUGUACUUGAAUAUACAAAACAUGAACACAGUGCCAUAUGAAUAAUUUCACAUACAGAACCAUUUUUUCCCUGAAGUCCUGUGGACUUGCAAAAAUAUAUAUAUAUUGCUUUGUUAAUUUGUUUUUAUAUUUCAUAUAUGUAAUAAAGGAAUAUGAUCUCUUGA
Chlorocebus sabaeus (green monkey) is the source of this 3820-nucleotide messenger RNA. The record is from RefSeq and is a predicted model, not a curated record. NCBI's taxonomy places the organism in Eukaryota, Metazoa, Chordata, Mammalia, Primates, Cercopithecidae.